Molecule: messenger RNA, 3756 nt
Organism: Colias croceus (clouded yellow)
Lineage: Eukaryota; Metazoa; Arthropoda; Insecta; Lepidoptera; Pieridae
Product: xanthine dehydrogenase 1-like
Exons: 17
Coding region: 1-3756 (1251 amino acids)
Molecular function (GO): oxidoreductase activity; iron ion binding; FAD binding
Source: RefSeq, a predicted model, not a curated record
AUGGAUACAAUACAUUUUAUUGUCAAUGGUGUGGAAUGUUCUGUUGGUGGCGAAGUGAGUUCCAACACGACGCUCCUAGACUACAUUCGCAACACGUUGGAACUGCGUGGAACGAAGUACAUGUGUCUGGAAGGAGGGUGUGGCGCCUGCAUCGUCAGCAGUAUACGUCCUGGGGGUACCGAGGAAUCUGUUAAUUCUUGCCUAGUUCCCAUAACAUCAUGUCAUAAUUGGAAAAUAACAACAAUAGAGAAUAUCGGCAAUCGAGUUAAGGGCUAUCACAUUUUGCAAAAGACACUAGCCGAAAAUAAUGGUACCCAGUGUGGGUACUGCAGCCCUGGAUGGGUUAUGGCUAUGUAUAGUCUUCUUAAAUCUAAACCACUUACAAUGUUGGAAAUAGAAGAGUCUCUAGCCAGCAACAUGUGCCGGUGUACGGGCUACAGACCAAUAAUGGACGCUUUUAAAAAAUUCGCUUCUGACGCUCCUAGUGUUGAAAAAAUAGGAAUCGACAUUGAAGAUUUACAUCUAUGCAAAGAUAAAUGCUCAAGUACUUGUGAAGAUUAUGACUGGUGCUUAAUAUCUAAAUCUAAUUUGGAAAAUAUUAUUCAUAUUAAACUUAAGGAUGAUAAAGAAUGGUUUAAAGUAAACACUACGGUUGAUGUUUUUAGUAUUUUAAAUGAUAAAGGUGACGAUUCGUAUAUGCUCGUGGCUGGUAAUACUGGAAAAGGUGUAAUUCCAAUAUCUGAAUAUCCAAGAAUUUUAAUAGAUAUAAGUGGUGUAUUUGAAUUAAAAGGGUAUUAUUUUGAUCAAAACUUAAUAAUUGGUGCUGGAAAUACGCUGACAGAAUUGAUGGGCAUAUUUGAUACAGUUUCAAAGAAUGAAUACUUUGGUUAUCUAAAAGUGUUAAACGCUCAUUUGAAAUUAGUCGCUCAUAUACCGGUCAGAAAUACAGGAACUAUCGCUGGUAAUUUAAUGCUUAAACACAAAGAUCCAGAAUUUACUUCUGAUGUGUUUCUGAUUUUACAAACAGUUGAAGCCGAGAUAACAAUAUUGCAAUCCUCUGGUGUAAAAAGUAUAAUUUCACUAGACGACUUCUUAAAAACAAAUAUGAGGAGCAAAAUAAUAUACAAUGUUCUCCUUCCCCCUCUUAAUACGGAGAAUCACGUUGUCACAUACAAGAUUAGGCGCAGAGCUCAAAACGCACAUGCUAUGGUCAACGCGGGUUUUCUUUACACUUUAAAUAAUUCGAACCAAGUAAAAAGCAGCAGAAUUGUUAUCACUGGUCUGACUCCUGGAUAUUCAAGGGCCACUAAAACUGAAGCAUUUUUGGUUGGAAAGAAUUUGUUUACCAAUGAAACUUUGCAAGGAGCAAUUAAAGUGUUGUCUAACGAAAUUGUCGUCACAGACUCACUUCUGGAAGGUUCAGCGGAAUAUAGAAAAAGAGUUGCCAUUGGAGUUUUCUACAAAAGUCUAUUGUAUCUGUGUCCAAAAAACAUAUUAGACAAAAAAUACCAUUCUGGUGCUUUAAAAUUGUACGACACACGACCUGUCUCCAACGGGCAACAAUUUUAUAACACGGACCCGUCUAUUUGGCCUCUCAAUCAGCCUAUACAAAAGGUCGAAGGCUUAAUACAAUGUGCAGGAGAAGCCAAAUAUACUGAAGAUAUUCCAACAAUCCCAGGGGAAGUUUAUGCAGCCUUUGUAUUAAGUACUAUAGGACUUGGUAAAAUUAAUAAAAUUGAUGCAUCGGAAGCUUUGGCUCUUAAAGGUGUUAUAGCAUUUUACACAGCAGAUGAUAUACCAGGAAUGAAUAUAUUUUAUGUUAUUGAGGGUUCAGAUCCAGAAGUACUUCUUAGCAACGGUGAUAUACAAUUUUAUAAUCAACCGGUUGGUAUUGUUGUCGCUGAAACUAAGUAUAUCGCAGAAAGAGCUGCAGAACUAGUUGCCAUUACUUAUAGUUAUAGCAAAACACCUAUAAUUGAUAUUAAAAUAACUAAAAAUGACGAAACUAAAACUACUCUUGCUAAUAAUAUUCCCGCUACUAAAGAAGGACGUGAUGUUGCAAGAGUUAUCAAAGAUACAAAUACAUUGUAUGGACAAUACCACUUUUGUUAUGAAAAUAUAGUUUGUGUCGCGUGGCCUACUGAAGAAGGUCUUGCCGUUCGAACUGCUACGCAAUGUACAGCUUAUGACCAAAUUACGACAGCAAAGGUUUUGAAUAUUGAUCAAAACAGAAUCGAUGUAGCUGUUAAACGAGUUGGAGGUGCAUUUGGUUUGAAGGCAACAAGACAAUUGCAAGUGACAGCUGCUUGUAACCUAGUUGCCUUCUUGUCGAAUCGUCCCUGUCGAUUUGUUCUACCUUUACGGACAAGCAUGAGAACUGUGGGAAAACGGUUCUCAUCUUCCAUUGAUUAUGAGGUGGGCGUUAGCAAAACAGGAAUAAUUCAAUACGUAAACUUUGAUGUUUACGAAGACAACGGGUAUAUAGUUAGCGAGCCAUUAAUAUUAACCACAUAUGAAUGCUAUAGUAACUGUUACCCCAUGGACAAGUGGAAUUUCAGAGCCUUUAAUUCCGUAACUGAUAAAGCAUCGAAUACUUACUGUAGAUCUCCAGGAGCUCUAGAAUGCAUUGCUACAAAUGAAAUCAUUUUGGAAAGGAUUUCUUACGAAAUGGAAUUCGACCCGGUGGAGUUACGAUUAGCAAAUUUAGACGAAAAACAUAAACCUAUUUUAACUGAAAUGGUUGAAAAAUUGAAAACGGAUGCAAAUUAUCAAGAAAGGAAAAUAAUGGUUGAUACCUUUAACAAGGAAAACAGGUGGAAAAAGCGCGGGUUAAGAUUUGUGUUAAUGAAAUGGAAUUCAGUGAAUCCAUUUUACGCAGAUGUUAACAUAUCAGUAUAUCAAAGUGACGGAACAGUCGCUAUAGCUCAUGGUGGAAUAGAAAUUGGCCAAGGAAUCAACACGAAAAUAAUUCAGGUGUGCGCAUAUUUCUUGAAUAUACCGAUAGACAAAAUUAUAGUUAAAGCUAGCGAUACGGUAAUUGCUCCCAAUUCCUCACCAACAGUUGGUAGUGCAACAUCUCAAAUGAUAGCUUUGAGCGUCCAAAGAGCAUGUAAAGAAUUACUAAACAGACUACAACCAUUAAGAGAAGAGUUGAAUAAACCUUCAUGGGAAGAACUUGUUAAAGAAGCAUUCGAUAGAGGUAUAGAUUUACAAGCACAUGGUUUUGUUAAUACAGCUGAUGUUCAAAAUUUGGAUAUUUAUGGAGUGACUCUGGCAGAAGUUGGAAUAGAUGUGUUGACGGGCGAAUGGACUAUAAUUAGAGUAGAUCUAAUGCAAGACGUUGGGAGGAGCGUUAGUCCUUAUAUAGAUAUUGGACAGUUAGAGGGUGCAUUUAUAAUGGGUGUAGGAUAUUACACAACAGAAGAGUUAAUUUAUGACCCAAAAACUGGGGAGCUUUUAUCGGAUCGCACUUGGAACUACAAAAUUCUCCAAGCUCGAGAUAUACCAGUAGACUUCAGAGUUUACUUCAGGCCGAAAUCAUACAGCAAUGAUAUAGUUCUUGGAUCUAAAGCGACUGGUGAACCAUCCACAGUUAUGUCAGUGGUAAUUCCUAUUGCUAUGCGUGAAGCAAUCGUCUCAGCCAGGAGUGACUCUGGCUUACCAUCAAAUGACUGGUUUCAAAUAGAUGGUCCAUUCACUGUUGAGAAAAUAUGUUUGGCGACUUGCACCAAAAUGGAAGAUCUUAAAUAUUAUUAG